AUGGAUUUUAAAACUUUUAUUUUCUUUCUUGGAGGAUUCAAAUUAUUACUUGUUUCGGUACAGGCUCAAAAUCGCGUGGUUCAAACAUCUCUUGGUGCUAUCAGAGGACGAAUAGCAACUCACGAUGAAGGACUAGUACAGCAGUUUUUGGGUAUCAGAUAUGCCAAGCCUCCCGUCGGAAGUCUUCGAUUUGAAAAACCAAUCUCUGUUGAUAGUUGGCAAGGUGAAUUAGAUGGAACUCAAUUCGGACCAUCGUGUCCACAGAUCUUUCCUUAUAAUACUUUAGCUAAACUACCAAAUAGAAACAUUAGUGAAGAUUGUCUGAUGUUAAAUAUAUACAAACCAUUAAAUAACAACAAUGGUAACAGAGCUGUAAUGAUUUAUUUUCAUGGUGGAGGAUUUAAUAGUGGUCAGGGAAUGGCAACUGAUGGUUCGCUGCUGGCUCUAAAGGGAGAUGUGAUUAUAAUUACCAUCAACUACAGGUUGGAUGUUUUGGGUUUUUUAUACACUGGUGAUGAGGAAGCACGUGGUAAUUAUGGAUUAUGGGAUCAACUGAAAGCAUUACAGUGGAUAAAGGAUCAUAUUUCGUCGUUUGGUGGUGAUGAAAACAAUAUUACUCUAUUCGGAGUUUCAGCCGGGGCUUUCAGUAUAGGUCUUCAUCUAUUCUCAACUCAUAGUAAUGGACUGUUUCAGAGAGCAAUCCUUCAAAGUGGUUCUCCUUUCACACCAUUGGCAUUUGCUUUCGAUCCUAUUGAUUAUUCGAAAAAUGUCAGUAUGGAAUUAGGAUGUAGUCCCAAUAUUAGCAAUUGGAAUACCAAAGCAGCUAUCGAAUGUUUAAAA
Lottia gigantea (owl limpet) is the source of this 840-nucleotide messenger RNA. RefSeq lists its product as hypothetical. The annotation marks the transcript as partial. The transcript has a single exon. Gene Ontology annotation, biological process: neuron cell-cell adhesion; postsynaptic membrane assembly; modulation of chemical synaptic transmission. The record is from RefSeq and is a predicted model, not a curated record. Gene Ontology annotation, cellular component: cell surface; synapse. Lineage: Eukaryota; Metazoa; Mollusca; Gastropoda; Lottiidae. Gene Ontology annotation, molecular function: signaling receptor activity; neurexin family protein binding.